This is a messenger RNA of Strongylocentrotus purpuratus (purple sea urchin), 4354 nucleotides long. Its product is annotated as aminopeptidase N-like. NCBI's taxonomy places the organism in Eukaryota, Metazoa, Echinodermata, Echinoidea, Camarodonta, Strongylocentrotidae. The record is from RefSeq and is a predicted model, not a curated record. The transcript has 19 exons. The coding region runs from base 152 to 3094 and encodes 980 amino acids. Gene Ontology annotation, cellular component: cytoplasm. Gene Ontology annotation, biological process: peptide catabolic process; proteolysis. Gene Ontology annotation, molecular function: zinc ion binding; metalloaminopeptidase activity; peptide binding.
AAUUCUUUUCUGCAUUGCCUCGUUUCGUUGCAAGUCUGAAAAGUUUCCUUAUUGCUGUAAUCGCUGAUUUUGGUGCUGGAAAGUGUUUGACAGGGGUGGAAUCGUGCCAGUUUUCCGUCUGAGAAAGGCAGCAGCGUGAGCAGACCAUAAGAUGCCUAAAGAACAGUUUGGUUUUGAGUCGGAUAAAGACAAGGAGAGUGGAGGACAUUUCUUCACAACGUUCCAAAUCGUGCUUAUCUGCAUUGUGGGAGCCUGCGUGAUAAUCGCUGUCGGGUGCAUGUGCGCCCUCUUGCCCGACCGUUCUUGUGAGCCACGUAUCAAGCCAGAACCAACCGUGACAGAACCGCGCCUUACGACAUUAUCCCCAACUCCAACUGAAGAGCUAUGGAGUGGACGUUUAACGCACGAUCUCAUCCCAGAAAGCUAUGAGCUCUACCUCAAACCAUACCUCUAUGAUAUAGACCUUGGUGUAGGUGAUCGUAUAUACACGUUCGAUGGCAGAGUUAAAAUACACUUUAGAUGUGAAACGGCAACCACGAUGGUUACACUGCAUAUGCUGAAUAUCACCAUUCAUGAAUCCACACUAAGUGAUAGCGACGGGAAUGAAGUUGAUAUCGAAAGCAACUCGUUUACUCCCGAGUAUGACUUCGUCCAUUUUCAUGUCGCUGAGGAGCUCGUGACGGGAACAGACUACGUCUUGGAAAUCGAAUACCUCGGCGAGCUAUGGGCCGGACUCUCAGGGUUCUAUCGUAGCAGUUACGAAGAAGAUGGCGAAACAAAAUGGCUAGCCGCCUCUCAGAUGCAGCCUACAAGUGCCCGUCGCGCUCUCCCUUGUUUCGACGAACCCGACUUUAAGGCCGUCUUCCAAACCCAGAUCGAGCACCGCAACGACAUGGUCGCCCUAUCCAAUGGCAUCGAAACCAAUGUUAAUAAGAGCGAGACCGACGGAUGGCUGAUUACGGAGUACAAAGCCACGCCCAUCAUGUCGACCUACCUCUUAGCUUUUAUUGUCGGCUACUUCAACUAUACGGAAAUAUACACCGACAGUGGAAUUCGGUUCCGAGUUUGGUCACGACCGGAGGCGGUGAAUACAACAGUAUAUGCUCGUGACAUCGGAUCUAAUAUCACUACAUACUACGAAAAAUAUUUCAAUAUAUCUUUCCCUCUUGAAAAACAAGACAUGAUUGCCGUACCGGGCCUUUCUUUCUGGGCCAUGGAGAAUUGGGGUCUCAUAACAUUCCAAGAAACUGCCCUACUCUACGAUAGCAGGGUCAACUCAGCUAGCAACAAACAAUAUGUUGCUUCAUCGCUUUCUCACGAACUUACCCACCAGUGGUUUGGCAAUCUUGUAACGUGUCUUUGGUGGGAUGAUCUGUGGCUAAAUGAAGGAUUUGCCAGCUACGUUGAAGGCCUCGGUGUGGAAAACGCAGAGCCUUACUGGGGCAUGAAUGAACAAUUUGUAAAUGUGGAUCUGCAGCCAGUUUUUGACCUCGAUGCCCUAGGUACGUCUCAUCCGGUCCUAGUUCCUGUCAAUUCUCCGGAUGAAAUCAAUGAAAUCUUUGAUUCCAUUUCGUACAGCAAGGGAGCUUCGAUCCUCCGUAUGUUAAAUGACAUCCUCGGAGAAGACGUAUUCGUGAGUGGACUCAACGCUUAUCUAAUCACGCACAGAAAGGAUAACGCCAAAACUGAUGAUCUAUGGGCGGCUCUAACAGAGGCAGAUAAAGGAAUGGGUGAUAACGAUGUCAAACAGAUUAUGGACACGUGGACGCUACAGAUGGGUUUCCCCGUGGUCGAUUUCCGUCGCAUCGACGAUACCCACUUCAAUGCUUCACAGGAACAUUUCCUCAUUAAUCCUGAUGCUGGAGUCGAUGACAGAUACGGCGACCUCGGAUACCUGUGGUAUAUUUUCCUCACCUAUACACAAAAGACAGACGUUAAUUUUGAAAGGCCCAAUACUAUGUGGAUCGAAAAAGAACCAUGGGCCCUCAUAACCCUCUCAUCCCCCAUGGAAGCUGACGAUUGGUUUCUUGCUAACAUUCAGCAUUACGGAUAUUAUCGAGUGAACUAUGACAAUGAAAACUGGGCUCGCCUCAUCCAACAGUUAGUAGAUAAUCAUUUGGUAUUCCCUACCGAAAACCGCGCCCAGCUCAUCAGUGAUGCCCUCACAUUGGCCCGGGUGGGGCGUGUGGAUUACCCCAUCGCUCUUGAUCUGACCCUCUACAUGGAGAACGAGGAGGACUAUGUACCUUGGGAGGCACUCCUUAGUGUUAUCUCGUACAUCACUGAUAUGUUCAGCAGGCAUUAUGGUUACGGCUCGCUAGAGAGAUACAUGCAGAAGAAAGUCCAGACAUUAUACAACGAUCUACAAUGGAACGAUGACCCAGUAAAUGACCCUCACCUAACGCAAUUUAACCGAGUCAACGCCAUUGGCACGUCGUGUAAAUACCGCAACCAAGAUUGUCUAGACCAGGCUUCUACUCUCUUCCAAGAGUACAUGACGAACGAUGCUAACAACAUUGACAACUCACCAGAUUAUGAAAUCAACCCUAUCUCUCCUAACCUGAAGACGACGGUAUAUUGCUAUGGCAUCCAGGAAGGCGGGCAGGAGGAGUGGGAGUUUGGCUGGAGGAAAUACAAAGAAACUCUAGAUGCCGCAGAGAAAUCAAAUUGGAUUUUGGCUCUUUCCUACUCUCAAGCACCGUGGAUACUUAGCAGGUAUCUAGACUACUCCCUUGAUGUUAAUUCUGUUCGUUUCCAAGAUUCAAAUACCGUCAUCGUCUACGUUUCACAGAACUACAUCGGACGUUCUAAUGCCUGGAAUUAUCUGCGAUCUAAUUGGGAAACCUACAAAGAAUAUUACGGUGGAAGUGCGAAUCUGUUAAGUGAUAUCAUUUCAGACGUAACAGAAGAUUUUAACACCGACCUUGAAUUAGAAGAGCUUAUUGCUUUUGGGGAAGGAAACAAUUUGGGGUCUGCAACACGUGCAUACAAGCAGGCGAUAGAGGUGACAAAUACUAACAUCGCGUGGAUGAGUACCAGUGCAGAUACCGUGGCAGAUUGGUUCACGGAUAACGCCCCCGCUAUAGGAGAGUAAACAGGAUGAACGCCCUCCUCCUCCUCUUUCUUCCUCUCCUCCGCCUGCUCUUCCUCCUUCUCCUCGCUUGUCUCUAUAACCAUCACCAUCGUUAGCAGAAUAGCAUGAAGGUGGUGGAUGUUUUCAGAGUAAUGUUUAGAAUUGACAUUUCGAGAAAUGACGAGUUUGAAUGAUUAAGAAAAUGCAGUAUGAUACCUGUGAUCAUGAAAAUCUAUGAAUAAAUUGCAUCUUCCUAUAAAUAAGUUGGCAAGGGCAUACAUUUCCUAACAUGGCAAAAGGUCAUGAUUUUUUUUUGUUUAAAUGGCGACAGGUAAUGAAAACAACACAGGCUUUUGAAAACAGAUGGUAAAGUUAUCCUUUAAUGUAGCUGUUGGGAUUUGUGAUCUCUUGCUAUUUAUCAAGUAAAGUUAAACACUGUGAUGACUGCAACCAUUACAUGGAAUUGUUAAUACUGCAAAGGACAUUGACCCAGGGAUAUACCAUGCAGUACCAUUGCUUUAAAUGUAGUUAUGAGGAAAGUUGCAUGUAUAUUAAAGGUUGCUGUUGGGAGAACUAUUCCCUAGUUAGGCUUACGGUAUUGAUUUGAAAAUAUGUGUUCAAAUAAUGCAUGAAAUGAUAGUUUGUGCGAUUUUGUGUACUAUUCAAUUCAAUUCAAUUCAAAUGAACAUUUAUUUUCUUCCAUUCAAUUUGACAACAUAUUUGACAUUUGUUCAAACAAUACCAUUUAUACGUAGGGACAUAAAUAUAUUAUAUUAAUUAAAGAACUUGUAUUAAAAGGAAGAAGGCGCAAAUCUCGAUAAGCAUAGCUUGUAAUGGGUACGCCCGAAUACACAGUACAUUAUAAAUAGAAGAAAGGAAGAAAGGAAGAAAGAGGUAGGCAAGGAGGAGAAGAGGAUAGAGAGCUUGGAGAAAGAGAAAAGAAGAGGAAUGCAACAUAGUAGCAAUGGAGUGUAUGGCAUGCAUAAACAACAUAAUGGCAAGAUAUAGGUGAAGGGUAUAAUGUGGAAAUAUUAGACUGUAUUUUUAUAUAAUGUGGAAUAUAGAAAUAUUAGACUGCAUUUUUAUAAAGCAUUUUUAUAAGAUGGGUAUUGAUAUAACAGUAAUAAAAGACAUUCUUAUUGAAGAAUAAUAUUUUGAUAGUUUAACAGAAUAUUUUGAUAUGUUAAUAUUAACAAAUGUUUUUGAGAUUAACAGGAUAUAUGCACAUAUAUAUAUAUAUAUAUAUAUAUAUAUAUACACAUCAUUACAAGUACAUACAUU